This is a messenger RNA of Leucoraja erinaceus (little skate), 1221 nucleotides long. Its product is annotated as zinc-binding protein A33-like. The transcript is spliced from 3 exons. Bases 268 to 555 code for a protein of 95 amino acids. Lineage: Eukaryota; Metazoa; Chordata; Chondrichthyes; Rajiformes; Rajidae. The record is from RefSeq and is a predicted model, not a curated record.
ACAGUCUCUGCCUCCUAAACAUAGAAUAUAGAACAGUACACAAGAUAGACACAAAAAUCUGGAGUAACUCAGCGAGCCAGGCAGCAUCUCCGGGGAGAAGGAGCAGGUGACGUUUCGGGUCGAGACCCUCCUUCAGACCCGAUACGUCACCCAUUCCUUCUCUCCAGAGAUGCUGCCUGUCCCACUGAGUUACUGCAGCUUUUUUUGUGUCUUCUGUUCUUCUGUUCAAAUCAGCUUCAUCAAUUGCUUCCUACUUAAUGCAUCUUUAUGUUUUAUUCAUUUCAGGAGGAAACCUCUCGGAAGAGCAGGCUUAACGAAAUAGAUCAGAAAGUGUCGGUGACUGGAGGCAGCCUCUCGAUGGGACAUUUCAACUGCACUUUGCCGUUUGCAGUGUGGAGAGAAUAUAUUGACACUGUUAAAUCUGACUCUGUGACCCUGGAUGAGGAUAGCGCGCAUCCGGAGCUCGAGGUGUCCGGCAGCCUGAUGAAUGUGAGAUUGACCAGGGUCAGGAGAAGCCUCGGCAACAACAGGAAGAGGUUUAUGGAAUGUCUCUGAGCGCUGGGAUCGGAGGGAUUCACAUCGGGGAGACGUUACUGGGAUGUGGAGGUGGCGGGGAGUCGCCGCUGGAGUCUGGGAGUCGCCGCAGAGUUCAGCCGGAGAGGAAGAGACGGGUCGACCUGAAACCAGAGGAAGGAUUCUGGACCAUCGAGAGAUAUCGCGAGGAUGUUUCCGCAAGCAAUUCUUCCCAGAUCCCUCUCUCAGCCGGUCCCGUCCCUGGGAGGGUGGGCGUUUACCUCAGUUACAAAUCGGGGACAGUCUCAUUUUAUGAUGCAGACACCAAGUCCCACCUCCACACGUUCACCGGGAAUAAAUUUGUGGGGAAAAUGUAUCCCUUCUUUGGUGCUUGGGAUGAAAAUCAAUGCCUGAAGAUAUGUUUCAUUCCCUGCUCGAAUCAGUAAAAGGGUCGGGUCCCGGGACCGGCGUCAUGAGCGGGGCUGAUGUGCUGUGGGGCAGAAACCGUGUGGAAAAAUGGUUGGCGCUGAACCGGUUGCAUUUAAUCCCCAAAUUUUGCGUCGGAAUAGUAUAAAUAUCAAUGUGGGUUUGUGUCUUUGCGCAUUUGUUCAUUGGAUCAUCAUUAGUAAAGGAAUGGCGUGUGUGAGAUUAGUCACAACAUUCUGGGCUAACUCAGUGGGGACAGGCAGCAUCUCUGGAGAGAAUGAA